This is a messenger RNA of Parnassius apollo (apollo), 4674 nucleotides long. NCBI's taxonomy places the organism in Eukaryota, Metazoa, Arthropoda, Insecta, Lepidoptera, Papilionidae. The record is from the annotation of a GenBank genome assembly.
AUGUUCAAUUAUAAAAACGUAAGGAGAUACCAAAAUUGGGACGAAAGAUCAAUCUUUAGCGAGAGAAAAUUUAGUGAUAUCGGUAAUAGAAAAAUACACACGCUGUGUAUCUGCACACGACGUCUAAAUGGGAUCGAGGAAACCAUAUCGCAAAGCUCAAGUUCGACCAUUAAAGUCAGCAGAGUUGUAGGUGCACCUCAAAAUAUGAGUCUUAUCAAAAGGAAAUCAAGGCAGAAGAGAAACGCUUAUGUAAACUUUCCCGUUGCAAAGUCUUUAAACAAAAGGUUCUACGACUGUUUCCCGUUCCACGCCAAUGCUCUCGACUGUGUUUCUCAUGUUAACAAAGAUUCAAGACCAGAAUUGGUUUACACUUUUAUCGAGCAAGCAGUUCAGCCUGGAGCACAGGUUGCGUUAAAAUGCUCAGCGGUUGGAGAACCACCACCUAGAUUCAGAUGGACAUUGGAUGGACAACUAAUUCCACCUCAUCACGGGGCUGUUAUAAGUGAAGGCCAUGAAAGUGGACCUACCGGAAUAGGUUCCAGUAACAACUACAUCCUAUCCACGUUAUCACUGAGCAGUGCUAGGGUUGAACACGGAGGUCGGUACGAGUGCCGUGCUACAAAUAGCCACGGAUCCGUAGCUCACGCAGCACGCUUGAACGUAUAUGGACCUCCAUAUAUCCGAGCAAUGAAUCCCGUUAAGGCUGUUGCGGGAUCGGAAAUUACUAUCUGGUGCCCAUAUUAUGGAUUCCCGAUAGAGUCAGUAAAGUGGGAAGGUGGUGCUGGAGCCGACCCACGGUAUCAUCAAGUUGACGGUCAACUCACAAUUACAAAUGUGGACCGUAAUAGGGAUAAAGGAGGCUGGAUAUGUUCAGUUUUAACUCCGGGAGGAGAGUUAGCGAGAAGAGAGGUGCAAGUAACAGUUGUAUCACCGCCUGUCCUGUCCCCGAUAGUGUUUCCACCUGGCUUGAGAUCAGGCGACCGAGCUCAGUUGACUUGCACUGUAACGUCCGGUGAUAUGCCUGUUUAUUUUUCAUGGCUGAAAGAUCAGAUGCCUUUAUCGAGUGUACUGCAGGUUGACGAACGUGGAGCAGAAUUUUACAGUAUGCUUUUAUUUAAAAGUUUAACAGCAGCUCACAGUGGCACUUAUACGUGUGUCGUUACGAAUACAGCUGGUAAAGCGAAUACGUCGGCUGAAUUGGCUAUAAAAGUUCCUCCGUACUGGCAACUUGAACCGUCAGACAGUGCUGUUUUGCUAAAUGGUUCUCUCACUAUAAGUUGUGAAGCUCGAGGUCACCCCAAGCCUACCAUCUACUGGACUAAAUUUUCUGGUAGUACAGAAACCACAAUGGGUGGAGUAUCCGAUCCAGUUGUGCUGAAUAAUGGUUCAUUAAGAUUAGAAUCAGCUCGAGCUGAACAUUCAGGACGGUAUCGCUGUAGAGCAGAUAACGGAGUUCCCCCAGCAUUAUCUAAAACACUCACUAUACACGUUAAUGAACCUGCGCGAUUUGAAACACCUUCAGUUAAUGUGACAGCAAAACUUGGGGAUACUGUUCGACUUGCAUGUGUAGCACGUGGGGACAAUCCUCUGUCAAUAACAUGGAGUAGCUCGGGACGCGUCCUUCCAAAUUCUGAUUAUAGAAUGAGUAUUUCUGAAACACGAAGCGCAGAAGGAUUGAGAAGUGAGUUAGUUUUAGAACGAGCCGACAGAAGAGAUUCGGGCGUUUACCGAUGUCAAGCAUCGAAUCCAUAUGGCCGUUCUGAUCAUUUUGUUCAUCUCGGUGUUCAAGAGCCACCGGAACCUCCUGCCAAUUUUCGUGUAUUGGAAACAACAUCUCGUACAGUUCGUUUACAAUGGCGUCGACCGUAUGAUGGAAACUCUCCAGUGCUCGGAUACGUGGUUCAGUAUCGGAAACAUGAUUCCACUAAUCCUGAUUCUUGGAGAGAUGCUGAUACUCACAAUGUAUCGGUGUCUGCUCAUUCAACAGAUACCUAUACAGAAGUGGAAGGUGCAACGAUAUCCGGCCUGGAACCAGCAACUGCUUAUUUAGUGCGAGCAAGAACUGUAACAGCACAAUUUGCUUCGUCUCAUACCCGGGCACUCCUUGCUUUGACUUUACACGAGCCACCAGCACGAGCGCCGAUCAGUCUUCGAGCAUCUGCUCAAAGACCUGCCACAGUUGAAUUGACAUGGCAGGCUCCACCUACUUCGUCUUGGAAUGGUGAGCUACUUGGAUAUACAGUGUGGUGGUGGCCGUCUGCCGAUGGAUCUCUAUCAGGUGGCGCCAAUGUCGGCAUGGAAUUUGCAACAGUCCGAGGUCAAAUCAACAAAUACACUAUUGAAGGUCUCGAACACUACACUCGAUAUUCUAUUAGCGUUAGAGCAUUCAACAGUGCUGGAGCAGGUCCAGCUACUGCCCCUGUAAAUACUUUGACGCAAGAAAGUGUACCAACAGAAGGUCCACGGGCAGUGAGAUGUCGUGCAGUAUCACCACAAAGUCUAAAAGUCGAGUGGUCACCACCGCCAGCACACGCUCACCAUGGAGCUUUACUUGGGUACAAGCUACUGUAUCGUCCUGAACAUACGAUAGAUUGGCUGGAGUGGGAGGUACGUGGCGGUGGUGGUCAAAGUGCUGUAGCGGGAGCGGAACAUAUACUUCGGCUUGGGGAUGGUGUUCCCGCUCAUCCUAUCCAUUGCACCACACAUCAAGAUGUUCCCGGGCCCCCAGCUGCGGUUAAAGUUGUAGCGACGUCGGUGUCUUCGCUAGCGGUUAGCUGGUUACCGCCAAGUAGACCCAAUGGACCAAUUCUAUAUUACACUAUUUUCUACCGUGAACUUGGCAGGGACCGACCACCACAAACUACAACUAUUCAAGCGGAAGACGUUGAAUCUUCGGUGGGCUUGGGGGGAUCAACAGAACUAAGAUCUCUAUCAGAGGGUGCUACGUAUGAAGCUUGGGUCGCAGCUCACUCAGUGGCAGGUGAAGGUGAACCGUCUGCGCCUCAACCAGCUACAACGACAUCAAGAGCAACGGUCAGGCUGCUGGCAUUCGGUGUAUGGGCUCGUGUAAAAUGCGGCAACCCCUUGAGACUAGCGUGUGCAUGGCGCGGAGAGCCCGCACCACGAGCACGUUGGCUUCGUGGCGAUCGACCCGUCACACACGAUCCACGUACGCAUUUGACGCCACAUGGACAUCUUUCUAUACGUGAAGUAGACGCAGCCACAAGCGGAAAUUACACGUGUGCAGCUCGUAAUGCUUUUGGAUCGGAAGAAGUAACAUACCGCGUGGAAUGUGCAUCCCCGCCAUCCGCUCCCACCCUUACAUUGGACCACGCAGCACAUAAGGAAGCAAAACUCACUUGGCGGACAACACACCACCCAGCUGCUCCACCACACGGUUUUACCAUUUGGUGGGUACGCGUUCGGGAUGAUUCUGCUGAUGGGUUGGAAUCAAUCAAUUCCCGCGGGGAAGAAGAACGAAGACUAGAAGCCGGGGGAGAAGCAGCUAGUGUGAUUCUAAGAGCGCUUUCCUGUGGAGCCACAUAUUCCGUCAGAGCAGUAGCCCACUCAAGAGCUGGUCCCUCACCAUCUUCUGCUCCACUAUUAGUCCGGACAAAACCACCAGUACUAGUUUGGGAAGGUGGAGGAGUAUCAGAAGAAAACAGUGACCAAGGUGCUGAAGCGGCCGUAUGGAGUAACAGCAGUGCUUUGGCAGUGGAUGCGCGAAGAGCAGUACGUUGCGGGGCGCGACUUGUCCGCUUACAGUGGCGACGAGCUGACGCUGGAAAUAACGGUAUCUGGAGGGACGCCGACCUCACUUCACUGCACCAUCAUCGUGAAGUCGUUGUGAAUGGCUUAACGGCAGGAACCUGGUUCGCUCUUCGUUUGUGGACAGCUACAGAGUCAGCCCGACACCAAGCUAUAAUUUACGCUGCAACCACAACUCCUUCUGGCGAGAAACUUCGUCGGCCAGUAGCAUUUCAAGCAGAAAGUGGAUCCGUGCCAGCUGUUGGUGGUACAGCGGACACGGACCGAGUGCUAGGAGCAGUAUCGCUUGCUUUUGCAGCGCUCGCAGCUUUGGCAGUAGCAGCGUUACUUCUUGUAUUGUUGGCAAAACGAAGCACAUUGUGGCCAUGUGGUGGACCAGUCGAUGAAGAGGCACGGCGAUGCAGUCAUUCAGUUGCCAGCACUGACAAAUCUGUUUGUCCGGAACAGCAGAACAUACGAAAUUGCCAACAUGAUUACAAACACGAUAAACUAUCGCCGGCCUCCGAUGUGUAUGAAAUAAGUCCGUACGCUACAUUCGCCGUGGGCGGCGAAGCUACAGCUGCAACUUUGGACCACACGCUUCAAUUCCGCACCUUCGGGCACCGUGACAACGACGCACCGCCGCACCGACCGUGCAGGAAACACCCGCAACGACAUCGUGAUCGCGAAGGAGAAAAGCAUCACUCGGACUGCGAGCUGCAGCAGCUCAGUCGCUACGAGAAGGUGCGGCCGCGACACUGCGCGGGCACGUCAUAUUGCGUACCCCUCUCACAUCAUGGUGGCGGAGGUGGCAGCACCGGUGGUGGCGGUAGCGGAGGAGGUUUCUCCGAGGUAUACGCUGGCGAUUCCAGUGUCGAAUCCGGCCCUGGUUCCCUUUCGCCACGCACACAUCUUGAGCACAGCUAG